GCUUCGUGCGCCGCCGUGAAAGCCGAGCGCGGCCGAAGCGGACGACGGCGCUCGAUCGAACGUCUUCGUUGACGGUGCGCGUUCGUGCAGCCUCACGGCCGGACUCGUCCUUUCUCGCGUUUCGUCAAGUCCGCUGACGAUCGAACGAUCGAUCGUCGUUAUCGGCUCGUCAGAGGCUACUCAACGGUCGCCGCUCCAUCCGCGACGCUUUCUUCACGCUUGUCAAUUUUCCACGGUAUCGGUGUUUUUCCGUCACACGUCGGUAAAAUCGUCAAGCGACAACCGUCGGAACGUCAUGUAUAGUAUGUCCUUUUUUUCCGACGAAUUACGCAGUUUUGUAAUCGCCAAUGAGAAAUCGAACGCGCGCGAUUGAUCUUCCUUCAUUCCGAGUGUUUCUUUGGAUAACUCAUCUAGCCGCUUGUUGACAGUAUUCUCCACCACUCUGUGUUUUCUUUGCCGAGGAUUUUCCAGCGCAAUUUCUUCAUUCAGCCAACGCUUCGUUCAGGAGGAUGAAUGAUUCUCGACUAAUUCCGAUAAGGGAAAAUCUCUGCUGAUGUUGUUGGUAUUUCGAAGAAUGCAAACUCGUUUGUGAAUUUAUUGCGAAUUUCCCUUAACAAGGUGAGUUUUCACAGAUGAGUCAUUCGUGACGUAGCGAAUGGGUACACUGUCCAGCAAAUGUAAGAGCUAUCCUAGAUCAUCGUUGAAUGCAUCAGACUGAAUACAAUGUGUAAAUAAAACAACUUACGCUCGUAUUCGAUUGCACCCUGUCAGUAAAUCUAGUCUUGUAAAUGUUUUUGAUACAAAUGCAACUCCUGUGUGCAUUGAUAAAAUAGGCUGUGCUAUACGUGUGCUGUAUCAUACAGAUUAUUAUUUUCUUUUUUAAUUAUAGAAUUGGGUUAAUGGAGUAACAAUGAAAUAGGGUGAAACUAGAGGGAAUUUCAAAUAUAUAUCACUAAAAUUUCAUUAUAUUUUCAAUAAAACAUUUCCAUCAGGGAGUGUGAAAGAAGAAAACAAUGGGUGCAAUGGAAGACACACACUGAUAAUAUAACCUAGUAUAUGUAAACAUUCUAAAAUGAUGAUACAGAAUGAUAAUCGCGUGAAUCAAAUGCGACUUUGAUAUAUAAAGUGAUGGCUUGCGGAGAAUGUUCAUAUAUAUAAUACAAUUUAUAUAUGUAUAAAAUAAGCGACGUGAGAUGUAACCUUUUGUAGACAAUUAUAUCACAGGUAGCAUCGUCCCUUCCUUUUGAAAAUCAGUAAAUCAAACUUUGCAGAAAAAAACAUCACAGAGAAAGAUGGUGGAAAAGUAUUGAAACGGAAGCUGCCGAAACAAGUGUCUCGUGGGGGAAGAAAAACAGAGCGAAGAAGACAACAGAGAAUUCGGUAUGAUCGGUGGUAGAGGUAGAGCUCGCUCGAGAAUAUCAGGCGGGGUGGUGGAGGCAUGGAAGCCGAAACUGGCCGACCGUCUCUUCAGAGGCUCUUUAGAGGUUCCUUGCCAUCUACAGGAAUACCCGGAUUAGAUGUUAUAAGAGCCCUGCAUCAAUAUUCGGUGGCUUCUCUUGGUCAACUUGUCUUGGUGAUUCAGACGGUCGUAUCGUUGCGUUCAGCCUUGGAUUCGUCGCGAGAGGAACUUCGUCGUCUGCAAGAGAGCGUCGGGACUUUCUCCGGCGAGAGCUACGUCGACGCGGUCAGUCGUCUGGCCCUCGAGAAUCACGCACUCAGGCGGAGGAUUUUGAGCAGAGGCUGCGAGUUUUCCAGCGAUGCAACAACCAGUCCGAGACGACUCGUCGUAGAGGAGCGUACGAAACCCCUCUUAUGUGGCAGCCAACACUCGGAUCCCGGCACUAUGGACGUGAAGAAGGCCGAUGCGAUCGAUGGACACCACAGCAGCAACGACGCGUCGAAAGACAGCUCGAAGAUUGCCGAGCCUGCGAUGCUGAGCGUCGUUCCUCCGAUUGAAAGUCGCAAGUCUUCGAAUGCGGUUAAUAACGAGGAAGUCUCGGGCGUGGAGCAUCUCGACGUUCCCGAUAAGGAUACCGAGGACUUGAGUCUAAAGUCCAUCUCCGACGGCGACAAUUCCGUGUUCAGCGACCACACGCAGCCGCCUCUUCGCCAGCAGGGCGAUUCUUCGAGACCAAACGAACAUUCGGAGAACGAAUCGGAGGAACUGGACGACAUCGAGCUGAUAUUCACGACGGACGAGACCGAUCUCGGUCUGCAGGAGGACCUCGUGUCCAUCACGGAGACCGAGUCCUGGCAAGUCCAGGCGACGAGCCAGCCCGUUCUUCUCAAGUACACGAAGUCGGCGGAGGGCGAGUCGUUGGUCUGCAACGGCGACAAGACCAGCUCCGUCGAGGAGGCCGUCUCCUCGCAGAGCUCGAGCAUCGAUCGCGAGGAGAGCGUCGACAGAUUCGACGAGAGUUCCAGCACCAGGCUCAACAAGAUGUGGUCGCAGUGCUCCGUCCUGGUCGAGACCGACAUCAGCAAGUGCGGCGUGUUGGAAGACGAGGGCGGAUCGUUGCGACACGCCGCGAGAAGGAACACACUGGCCGCGCCGCCCACGGCUUACAGGCCCAUCAUCCAUCGGGAAGCUCUGGCUGGCAAUCGGCGGAAGAGCUCCGCGCCGUUGCGACCGGUGAUGGACCGCAGCGGCGGCGGCGCCCGGAGAGAAUCCGGCGCCCAGACGGACAUCUCCGCGCUGCCGGCGCAGUGGCGGUCCGAGAGCUAUCUGGCGCACAAGGUCGCGCACACCUUCACCACCCUGCCGAGUAAGUUCGCCCUGCCGACGGGAGUGCCCGGCCGGCUGAGGCUGUCGGACAAGACUCGAGAAGCCAGAAGGGUCAUGUUGUCGGACAUCAGUUUCACCAGCAUGGUGCCGGAGUUGUCGAGGAGCGCGGAUCACCUGUGCCAUGAUCCCCACGCCCAGACGUGUUCGCGCGGCCUCCGUACGCCGGAAGCCCAUCGACGUGAGUCUCUGGGUUCCCCCGCCGGAUACUGGCCGCGUUGCAACCCCGCGACGGGCCUGCCGAGUCCUUGCGACUGCCGCUUGUCGAGCGACCUCUACCGAUACCGCGGCUCCUUGACCUCGAUACCGUCGCCCGAGGUGGUCGGCGCUCCGCCGCGCAGGCAUUCCUGGAGGGCGACUGCGGCCUCCUUCGACACGUGGCGGGCGCCGGUCGCGACUUCCACGCCGCGGCCCACGUGGUCCUCGAUGCCGUCGUCUCCGACGCAUCCUCCGUCGCAGACCUCCUCCUCCAGAGCCUCUUCGAAAAAUCUACCAAAGAGGACGCGAUCCAAGGUGACCUUUCAAGAAUGUCCGACGCGCGGUAGCCUGCCCAACCUGCGCUCGGAUUCGGCCGGCGGUGAGAACAGCGGGGAUUCCACCGAAUCGUUGAUCGACGAGGCCGAGGAUUACCUGCGCCGAAGUAUCGACUCUAUGCUGACGAUAUCAAGCGCCAGCACGGAUCAUUGGAGUAAACAGAGGCGAAGAAGAGCGCGCAGACACUCGGAACCCGAUCUGAUUCGCGAUUGGCAUCCUCCUCAGGAUGCCAGGCCGUAUUUGCCAAAGAUACCGAGAGAUCUCAAACUGGAUCACCUCGUCAAGGUCAUAUCGCCGGAGGGCAGGGUCCUUCAGGGUCGCGUGAGAUACAUAGGUUCUGUUCCGGGCCGGGAAGAUGCACACGUGGGCGUCGAGCUGCCGUAUCGCAACGGCUCGUCCGACGGUACAUUUCACGGUAGAAAGUUCUUCGAGUGUGAACCGAAUCGAGCGAUUUUCGUACCAUUCAAAAAGGUGGUACUCGCCUGGUGCACCACCUGACCCGAGGCUUCUGUGCCCGCCACUCCUCGUAUUCUACUCUCCCAGUACACCAUGUAAAAACGAGCUGGGAGAAACGUAAGUUACAGCCUCUGUUGUGUGAUUCUCCAUAAUCAAUUAAUUCUCUCAUUCCCACGAUGGAAUUGCACAGAUUCUCACUACGAAAGAAGUGCAAUGCUACAUGUUUGAUAUCUUCGGUCACCACUGCCUGCGGAAAUAGUAGUUCCAAAGACAUCGUCUGAUAGAACCGCCUCGCUUCAAUAUUUCAGACUUGCCCAUUUGACUGAUGAAUAUUCGCGAAGAGAGUCGGGGUACGUGAAUACAUCGUUACCGUCUGCUAAACGAUUAGUUUUAGGAAUGAGAGAAUUAAAUUUCAUAUGAUUUUUUUUCUUCGAUACGAGGAAAUAAGAGAGGAGACAGACCGAGGUAUCAGCCGCUGAUGAAUUUUCAGCAAGAAUAAUCAAAAGUAUCGAUAAAGUUUCCGUGAAUGAGCCAACCCUUACCUAAUCUAGGAAAAUUAUGUUUCUCACUUAAGGAAAACCAAGCGAAUUUUGAUUAACAUUACUAGUGCACGCAUGGAGAACAAUUUCGCACGGAACUUGUUAAGAUGGAAGUUUUCUCUCUCGUUCGAAGAUUUCAUCCGACAGAUCGUUUUCUCUUCCUUGCACAAAUAUAAUGACGAAGGUUAUACUAAUACAGUGUUACUUUUUUAGACUCUAUUCUCGUAUAUAAAUAUCGCCUCACUCUGUUUCUCGGCUGGUGAUCAAAUGUACAGUUUAGCCGAUAUCAACAGCGAAAACUUGCUCUCGACGUGUGUGUGUGUUUUUAAAUGGGACUAAACGCGAAUACAGAAGACACCCAACUCUCUCUCUUUCAGUCAAGACAGUGACAGAUAUUAAUUUCUUAUCGAUCUAAUAAUAUUUCAUGUAUUGCGCGUUGCUUACGAAUUCACGAGCUUUCGAUGAACAGAUGUUUUAGUGUACGUAUGUAUUUUAUGUAUACCUAUCUGUACAUUUUAAAGAGACACGCGUACAUGUGGGCACUUCACUUGGUUGUAUAAAGACACCUAUCGUUUUAUCGAUGGAUCCGAUCAGAGAGCAAGGAGGGACCGCAUCGAUUCUACCGAAUUUCUAGAUUCAUAGAAUCCCUCUAGCUGAAUGUUAACGUAAAGAAAAAAAAAACAAAGAGAUUGUUGUCAACCUCCCCCUCCCCCCUCCCGCU
This is a messenger RNA of Dinoponera quadriceps, 5032 nucleotides long. RefSeq lists its product as uncharacterized. The coding region runs from base 1439 to 3814 and encodes 791 amino acids. The transcript is spliced from 9 exons. NCBI's taxonomy places the organism in Eukaryota, Metazoa, Arthropoda, Insecta, Hymenoptera, Formicidae. The record is from RefSeq and is a predicted model, not a curated record.